UCUGUCACACAUGUGAACGGAAAAACUAAAAUAAAAUGUUUCAACCAUCUCGGCAGCAGAUUCUCCGGCUAUAUAAACACCUUAUCCGAUACGGCAAUCAUCUGAAGUUAACGGACAAGAACUACUUUCUGGGGCGCGUGCGACACGAGUUCAGGGGCAGUCGCCAGUUGACAAGUCCCACGGAAAUCGAGUUCAACUUCAAACGUGGCGAGACACUGCUGAAGAAGGGACGCAUACUGUAGGUAUGAUACGAGCCUUGGUUUCCCGGCUGGCACUCCCUCCGCUCAUUGGGCGCAGCAAGUUCACUGCUAACUUGGAUUACACGCACUACCCAAAGCUGGAAG
Molecule: messenger RNA, 344 nt
Organism: Drosophila guanche
Lineage: Eukaryota; Metazoa; Arthropoda; Insecta; Diptera; Drosophilidae
Product: MIEF1 upstream open reading frame protein
Exons: 2
Coding region: 36-242 (68 amino acids)
Source: RefSeq, a predicted model, not a curated record